AGUGAUUCGCUGGCUCGAGCGGCCGGGCCUGCCCCCCGAAAUGGCCAGCCCGAGCGGCGCGGCGGCGCCACGGCUGUCCAACUUCCAGCGCGUCAAUGGGGAGUUCAUGAGGAGCGUUGGCGAGGCGGUAUACAGCACGCCUCGCAUGGACGUGUUCGACAGCGAUCCAAAGUGUGUCGAGAGGCGCCUUCUACUGAUAGAGGAGGAGCUCGCCGAGCUCGAGGCCGCCGUGAACGCAAAAGACAUGGUCGAGACGAUCGAUGCCUUGGGUGACAUACUGUACGUGGUCUAUGGCACUGGUGGGGCGUUCGGUAUCGACCUGGACCAUGCCUUCGACCUGGUGCAUCGGUCAAACAUGAGCAAGUUAUGCACAACGGAGGAGGAGGCUCGGGAGACAGUGGAGUGGUACAAGAAGAACUACACACCGGGCGGCAAGUACCCAUACGACACGCCAGAUGGCGGACCGGCGCGCGCCAGAUGGGAAACGCUUCGUCGUCCUCAACGCGUCCACUGGAAAGAUCCUCAAGAGCGUCAACUAUCGAAGUUUUCGACACAAUUCUCUCCGCUGGGAAAGCGUGUGCUGAGAGUGCCACGCGAGAGACGUUUGGUGCAUCCUCUUUGAUUGAUGCCGCCGCCGGGGCGACGACCAAUUUCAGAAAGGUGACCGAGGAGUUCAUGAGAGGCUUCGGCGAGGAGGUCGCCUACGCGCCACGGAUGGACGUCUUCGAGUCCGAUCCUAAGACAGUGAACCUCCGUUUGUCGCUUAUCCGCGAGGAGGUGCGGGAGUUGGUUGAGGCCGUGCAGGCGAAGGACAUGGUGGAGACCAUCGACGCGAUGGCCGACAUCUUGUACGUCGUGUACGGCACAGGGGGGGCGUUCGGCAUAGAUCUCGACAGGGCCUUCUGCCUGAUACACGAGUCGAACAUGAGCAAGCUCUGCGCCAGUGAAGAGGAGGCCAGGCAUACGGUUGAAUGGUACAACGAGAGCUGCCUGGUCAACGGCAAGCGUCGGUAUGACUCGCCAGACUACAAGCUCGGGCCGGACGGCCGCUACGUCGUCUUCAACGCGUCCACGAACAAGACGCUCAAGAGUGUACAUUAUUCGCCCGUCAAGUUCGACAGCAUGCUGCCAGUUUGGCAGCCAGCAAAUGCUGGCGCGUGAGAGUGGCGAUUAUUGCAGAGGGGGUCAUCGCGGGGGCGGAUAGUUGCAGGGGAGGAGGGACCGGGUCGCAGGGUGCCUCUGUGGUUUGCCGAGCUCUAGGCCGCCAUGCGGGGUUGUUGGCGCCUGGAAGCACAGGGAGGCCAAGCCAGAGGCUCUCCGUGCCCAGGCGCGCGUCUCCGCGGGGGCCGAGGCAGCUUGCAAAAAGGCUUCCCUCCGCGCGCGGCACUCCUGGUCCCGGCAGGUGCACCGGCGCACCACCGCGGCAGGGGCCGCGAGGAGUACCGAGGGGUGUUGCAGCAGCUGCUGCUGCCAGUUGCCUACGCCACUCCGCGCGCUUCCUGUCGGCCUCCUGCGCUUCGGCCGCAGCAAGGGCACGCUAUGCACCCGCGCGGUGCCGCGGAGCGGAGACCGCUCGUGCCCCAGCGAGAGGCCGGAGGGUAAAAGGCGCGACCUCUGCCCUGUCGGCUGCCCCUCUGCCUCUG
Messenger RNA from Prorocentrum cordatum, 1643 nucleotides. NCBI's taxonomy places the organism in Eukaryota, Dinophyceae, Prorocentrales, Prorocentraceae. The record is from the annotation of a GenBank genome assembly.